AUGGCAAACAACGUCAAAGAUAUGCACAUCUGCAUCGCCGGCUCAGGUAUGGGCGGCCUUGCCUGCGCCCUCUCCCUCGCCCGUCAAGGCUUCACCAAAAUCUCCGUCUAUGAGUACGCCUCCAACCUCGGUUUUGUGGGUGCAGGCAUCCAACUGGCUCCCAACAUGGCUCGCAUCCUGGACCGCUUGAACGUCUGGGCACCCAUCCAAGCCGAAGCUGUAGAUCUCAAAGACACUUCGAUUCGCCAGGGCUCCUCUGAUGCCGAGCUCGCAAAUGUAAAGCUGGGGUAUGUAAAAGAGACGUACGGAUACCCGCAUAUGGUGGGACACCGCUCCGGUCUGGCUGGAGAAAUGUACAAGGGUUGUCAAGAGGAGGCUGCAAACAUCACAUUCAACUUUUCGCACUCGGUGCGAAAAGUACACUCGUGGAGCCCCAAAGUCAAGUUUGAGGUCAAGCCCAGAGAUGCAGAGGCAUACGAGGUGGAAUGCGAUGUUCUCCUCGGAGCCGAUGGCGUAAAGUCAAACGUCCGCGACCAGAUGCUGGAGCUGCUCAACAUCGAUGCCAAAGUAGUUGAUUCGGGACAAGCAGCAUACAGAAUCAUGCUCAAGAGAGAAGACAUGGAAGACGAUCCUGAACUCCUCGAACUCAUUGAUGCAGAAAGAGCAACUCGCUGGAUAGGUGAACGCCGCCACAUCAUCGCUUACCCGGUCUCGAACAACACAAUCUACAACCUCAGCACUGCACAGCCUGAUGUCAAUUUUGCUGCUGCGCCUUCAGCUACCUAUACCACCAAGGGUAGCAAGAAGGAAAUGUUGGAUGUGUACUCUGAUUUCUGUCCCAAGGUGCAGAAGAUGCUGAACAUGGUCCCCGAAGGCGAAGUCUGCGAGUGGAAGUUGAGAGUACAUGCGCCUCUGCCUACCUGGGUCCAUGGAAACAUGGCUUUGGUGGGUGAUGCUUGUCAUCCUACUCUGCCGCAUUUGGCUCAGGGAGCUGCUCAAGCUAUUGAAGACGGUGCUGUCUUGGGAGUUGUGUUGAGCAAGUUGCCUGAUACCAGUGCUAAGAGCAUCAACAAAGCUUUGAAGGUGUAUGAGGAAUUGAGAAAGAGUAGAGCCGAAGGUCUUGUUGCACUAGCAGCGGCGAAUGGAAAAGAAAUGCAUUUGGGUGAUGGAGCAGCCAAGGAAGCUAGAGAUGCGGCUUUCAAGGCUAUCAGAGAAGGCACAGAGGGAGCCAAGGUGCCGGAUAGGUGGGCGGAUGCUGAUGUGCAGAAGAUGAUCUAUGGGCUCGAUAUCUGGAAGGAGGCUGAAGAGCAGUUCGACACUCUGUUUGCUGCUGCUUGA
Messenger RNA from Aureobasidium namibiae CBS 147.97, 1338 nucleotides. Its product is annotated as putative monooxygenase. Bases 1 to 1338 code for a protein of 445 amino acids. The record is from RefSeq and is a predicted model, not a curated record. Gene Ontology annotation, biological process: secondary metabolite biosynthetic process. The transcript has 2 exons. Lineage: Eukaryota; Fungi; Ascomycota; Dothideomycetes; Dothideales; Saccotheciaceae. Gene Ontology annotation, molecular function: monooxygenase activity; FAD binding.